Messenger RNA from Musa acuminata AAA Group (dessert banana), 619 nucleotides. Its product is annotated as ubiquitin-like protein 5. Gene Ontology annotation, cellular component: nucleus; cytoplasm. Gene Ontology annotation, molecular function: protein binding; protein tag activity. The record is from RefSeq and is a predicted model, not a curated record. The coding region runs from base 88 to 309 and encodes 73 amino acids. Lineage: Eukaryota; Viridiplantae; Streptophyta; Magnoliopsida; Zingiberales; Musaceae. The transcript has 2 exons. Gene Ontology annotation, biological process: protein modification process; mRNA splicing, via spliceosome.
GUUCAUUUGUAUCGUUGGGGGAUCGACGAAAAGAGGCGGCGAAGAGCACAAGAGGGACGGAGACGCCGAGCAAGGGAAAAGGCGAAGAUGAUCGAGGUGGUGCUGAAUGAUCGGCUGGGGAAGAAGGUGAGGGUGAAGUGCAACGAUGACGACACCAUCGGCGACCUCAAAAAGCUGGUGGCGGCGCAGACCGGCACCCGCGCCGACAAGAUCCGCAUCCAGAAGUGGUACAAUGUCUACAAGGAUCACAUCACCCUCAAGGACUACGAGAUCCACGACGGCAUGGGCCUCGAACUAUACUACAACUAAACCUGAAGGUGGGUUGGUUGAUCCAGACCAGACACUGGUGGGCUAAAUGAUGUAGUGCAACUCAAUGGAAUAUCAAUAAUUUCAUGUCUAUGAUAGGUGCAAUAAUUGACAACAGUUCACACUGUCUACUUGGUGUGAAAAACAAAAAAUGAAAAAUCUGUCUGAACAAGAAUGUCUCUUGGACAUAUGAGUAUCAUGUGGGUGGUUUCUUGACCUCUAGUCCAAUGUUUCCGUGGGUUUAUACUGUCUAAAUGUUUGCGUAGGCUAUCAAACAAGAUGGUGUUUAUGGACUCUGUUUCUUGAUUUUGCA